Molecule: messenger RNA, 1788 nt
Organism: Hirundo rustica (Barn swallow)
Lineage: Eukaryota; Metazoa; Chordata; Aves; Passeriformes; Hirundinidae
Gene: TUBA8
Product: tubulin alpha 8
Exons: 7
Coding region: 605-1750 (381 amino acids)
Biological process (GO): mitotic cell cycle; microtubule cytoskeleton organization
Cellular component (GO): cytoplasm; microtubule
Molecular function (GO): structural constituent of cytoskeleton; GTP binding
Source: RefSeq, a predicted model, not a curated record
UAUUUAAGCCAGGAAGAUGAGGUGGUGGGCCACAAAGACUGGUGUGCUGUAUCUACUCCUCUUAAAUGCAAAUCACAGCACUUAGUGCUUGCCCGAUGCAUAGUCAUUCUUAGAAGCACUUGGUGGUGGUGCGUAUUUGAAUUAAGUAGAGAAUAUCUUCAGUGUGAAUCUGAUGAGAUCUAAUCCACUGAUGAUCUUGGCAGGGUGUGAGUCUGCAUUUUGGGAUGGCCAAGACCAAUAGUACCAAGAAUAAAGGGUUGCAAACACAAGGAUUUCUCUACUGAGAGAAGCCGCUGCUUUCCAGUGGGGAACUAGUGCAGAAGGAGCAAAGUGGUGGAGGCUGCUGCACUAAUUUGGUGUCAGAAUGUUGGGGUGAUGCCUCCAGACCUGUCCUGCAAUAAACACUGCACGUGAGUGCAUCUCCGUUCACGUUGGCCAGGCCGGAGUGCAGAUAGGAAACGCGUGCUGGGAACUCUUCUGUCUGGAGCACGGCAUUCAGCCCGACGGCACCUUCAAGGACCUGCAAGACAAACUCGGCUCUGACGACUCUUUCACCACAUUCUUCAACGAAACAGCCACCGGGAAGCAUGUGCCACGGGCUGUGAUGGUGGACUUGGAACCGUCGGUGGUAGAUGAAGUACGGGCUGGCACCUUCCGGGAGCUUUUUCACCCAGAACAGCUGAUCACUGGAAAGGAAGAUGCAGCCAAUAACUAUGCCCGUGGCCACUACACCAUUGGCAAGGAGAGCAUUGAUGUGGUGCUGGAUCGUGUCCGUAAGCUGACCGAUGCCUGUUCUGGGCUGCAAGGAUUCCUGAUCUUCCACAGCUUUGGUGGCGGUACCGGCUCUGGAUUUACCUCCUUGCUGAUGGAACGCCUCUCCGUGGAUUACGGAAAGAAGUCCAAACUGGAGUUCGCCAUCUACCCAGCCCCUCAGGUGUCCACCGCCGUGGUGGAACCCUACAAUUCCAUCCUGACCACGCACACCACCCUGGAGCAUUCGGACUGCGCCUUCAUGGUGGACAACGAGGCCAUCUACGACAUCUGCCGCCGCAACCUGGACAUCGAGCGCCCCACCUACACCAACCUGAACCGCCUCAUCAGCCAGAUCGUCUCCUCCAUCACCGCCUCGCUGCGCUUCGACGGCGCCCUCAACGUGGACCUGACCGAGUUCCAGACCAACCUGGUGCCCUACCCGCGCAUCCACUUCCCGCUGGUGACCUACGCCCCCAUCAUCUCCUCCGACAGAGCGCACCACGAGCAGCUCUCGGUGGCCGAGAUCACCAACGCCUGCUUCGAGCCCAACAACCAGAUGGUGAAGUGUGACCCGAGGCACGGCAAGUACAUGGCCUGCUGCAUGCUCUACCGGGGCGACGUCGUCCCCAAGGACGUCAACGUGGCCAUCGCUGCCAUCAAGACCAAGAGAACCAUCCAGUUUGUCGACUGGUGUCCAACAGGCUUCAAGGUGGGGAUCAACUACCAGCCUCCCACCGUUGUUCCCGGGGGAGACCUGGCCCAGGUUCAGCGGGCAGUCUGCAUGCUGAGCAACACCACGGCCAUCGCCGAGGCUUGGGCGAGGCUCGACCACAAGUUUGACCUGAUGUACGCCAAGAGAGCCUUUGUGCACUGGUACGUGGGUGAAGGCAUGGAGGAGGGAGAGUUCGCAGAGGCCCGAGAGGACCUGGCUGCCCUGGAAAAGGACUAUGAGGAAGUGGGAACCGACUCAUUUGAGGAAGAGAAUGACGGGGAGUAAUUUUGAAAUACAUUUUGCUCCUGGUGAGCGCGGAAUUC